GUACCACAGAGCUUCCAACGACUGCGCAUGUUUUUUGAGCAGUCUGUAUGCCAAGUUGUUAGUUGUGGCUGCUUUGGUUUUACUGGUCACCGAGUUUCUUCCAAAUCGAAUCCCGCUCCUCUUCUUCCAAGGAUAUCUCCUCUCGUAUCUUCUUGGAGGGGCAGUUUUGUUUUUAGUCAAUGUUUAUGUCAUAUUAGCUGUGAAGAAACUUCUAAGAAAAAAUAGCACUCCUUCCAUAUCAAGAGACAAUCACGUUCCGGAUUCUCUCAACAGAGGGCCAAUUUACGCAUCUAACGUUAGCAUUUACUUGCGAAUAGGAGUUUUAGUUUUCGGAACGGGCAAUUUGGUGUUUCUUGGAAUGGAAGCUGCCGCCUUGUUUUCAACAAAGACCUCUUGUGUUGGACAGUUAACCCUACUUCAGCCUAUUCUUCAGGGCGUUUUUACUUUACUCCAGAUGCAUUUUCUUCUAAUAAAUGUAAAGAUUAUUAUCAAAUCCCUCGGAUGGCUACGUCACGUGAUUAUAAUGCACUUGAUCGUUGCCAAUUUGAUCGUAUGGUUUCAACUUAUCAUACGGGAGACAGCUCGUGAAUGGCAGAUGGUUGAUCACGUGACAAUUCAGUCAACCAGUGAAUACCCUCUUCAUACCCAUACUGUCACAGUUCAUACAUUUGAUGAAAAGGGGGCUCAUCAAGUUUUUACUUCCCCCGUGUGUCGAUGGCAAGAAUUGAAACCUUCUAACAAGGAGGAAACCAUGGCCUUGUUUGAUUGCAUAAAAAACUCCACUGCUGGUGAUGUUUGGUGGAAAGCUUCACCUUUUCUUCACCCAUUCCUCAUUCAGUACAGUUUGUUAGCGGCUAUGAUUUGUCAUUUCUUCUGGGCGAACAUCGACUACACAAACCAGGACGGCGAAUAUGAAGUUUUUAAAGUGUCGAACACAAAUACGUCGCCGUUUUGGAAGGUGGACUGUCAAAAAGCGUAUGUGGGUCUCUUUUCUGGAAUACUUCUUCUUAUAGCUACCCUAGUCAUUCUAAUUAUUGUCCUUCUGCCCGAAAGUCAUGGAAUCAUAGGCUUUGACAGUCUUCUUACAUUGGCUAUAUUUCACUGUGCCAUUCUGGGAUUUUCAGUAAUCGUCAUCUUCGUUGGACUGAUACAGAUUCGACAAUUACGGCCAGAGCUGUGGAAGAACACUGGAACUAACGGGUUAUUUCUUCACAUCGGAAUUCUUGCCGUUCACGCGUACGGGAUUCUAACCCUAAUUGUUGGAGGCUCAAAGCUCAAUUCCAAGUAUCAUUUAAUAUCUUGCAUCGAUGGCGCUCUGUUACUGCUCCAUUCUUGUCUGCAAUCGUUGUUCAUCCACCAGAUGGAGCGUAGUUCCUGUGGCGGUGAAGAACAACUUAAACAGAAACGUCCAGGAAGAGAGAUUGUAACGUUUUUGGCACUCAGCAACGGGGCACUUUGGGCUGUUGAAACUUUUACAUCUCAAAACCAUUUGACAAGUCAGCUUCAGUUAGAAUUUUAUGGAGUUAUUCCUUGGGGGAUAUUUUCUCGCGUGCUUAUACCUCUGGUUUCAUACUAUAGGUUUCAGUGCUUUGUAGUCCUAAUGGAUGCUUCAAAGUAUACUUAUAAGCACAACAGAGGCUGAGACAAGCAAGCCUAAAGGUAGAAAAACUGGACGUCAGUUAAUCGCACAUAUGGUUAUCGUAACACUUAACAGAUAAUCAAGUAGCGAGACAAACUUAAUACAGUGUUUCUUUAAAGCUCUUGAACUGGAGAUUUCUUAUGUUCAAAUCCUCUUUAACAAAUAAUAUUAAAAAAUAGCACUUUGUGUGUUGUAUAUUAACAUUAAUUUUUAGGUUAGUAACGAAAGAAGUCAUGUAAUUAGAACUUGGUAUAUCUUGCAUAUAUCCAGCAAAACAGCUCAGAUGUGAAAGUUUCACUUACUGCAAAAACAACAACGGAAACAAAUGCUAUAAAAAAAAGUGAUGUUUCUGAAAACGAGAGCUGAAAACUGAUGCUACUAAGUAACCUACGUCAUCAACAGACGAGAUAAAGUACGUGAAGAAGUAACGUAUAGGAAGUUGGUCUCAUUAAGUAAACGUUUUUAUCUUUUAAGAAGCGGAAGCACGUGAUUUUAUAUCCAACACAAGAUAAAGAAGUUACAUCGUGUUUAAUAAGAAACAAGACUGUGUUAUAAACCCUUUUCACGCUCUCGACAUUAAUAUUUUUUUAACUCUCCGAAAUAUAGUUUUAGGCUUGAUUAAAAGAUGGCAACACACACAACAGUGCAAUGAGUGUUAUAGUAUGCAAUACAACACAAUAAAGAAUGGUCUGUGUAUUGUAUACGUCGCUAGCGAGAUAAGAAAAUCAACACCCAAUACUUACCAUAGAGAGGGGGAGAGACAAAAUCUAUAAAGGGUGAUGCUACUUUUGGGGAUGAGGUCUUGUAUACCCUCGGAAAAUUUUUGCGAUUUUCACUAAGAAUGGUGCAUUUUGAUUGUAUCUGAGCCUGCUUUUUACGUCUUUUUAAGUAUGUUUUAUACAUAUAGGUGUGCAAUUUAGCGGGCGCCAUCGCACCACCUCACCCCUCCAAGCCUAUGCGCAUGUAAAUUGUGUGCAUUAUUUGUUAAGGUGCAAGCUUUAUCAAUAUUUAGUAUGUUUAGUGAUUGUCAGAAAACAUAAUAUUUACGAAACGUAACCAGGAAUUGUGGAACUUUAGAUAGACCAGGAGUAGAAAUAGCUUUUAAAGAUGGUAGUAAAACUAGUCACUUGUACCCGUUUCCUUAUGUAAAGCUUGUUGUUGUUGUGAACGAAGUGUUUUACAGUUAAAUUUGAAAAUUACUUGUUAACUUUCCGCUUUUCUUGAUUAUUAUGUACAAUUUUGUUAAAGAAAAUAUAUAAAAAAGUUAUUAUUAUGUCAUUAUAACAUUCAUGUAGCCUUUUAAGCUUUGGCUUAAUAAUUGUGAGACUUACGUCACUGUUAAUUGUCUACAGCCUUUCCUUGUAUAAUCUUUAAGCCUAAUUUUCACCUACUUUGCUUUUCCUAGAGCAAUAUUCUCUCAUGAUCAUUCUUAGACCUACUUUGCACUCGGAAUAUCGUUAGAAAGGGCCAUUAGAGAUUUUAAGUUAUUAUGUUCAUCUCUCACUUUUCGUAAGUUCUAAAGUUUUUUUAGAAUACAUUAUUUUGGGAUGUGGUCUCCUAAGAUUAUAGUAAAAGAUUCUCACGUGUAUCUUUUGCCAAGGUGCAUAGAACGGUUAUUGAGUUAGGCCUAUUCAUGCGUUUCGUGUAUAAACUUAACUCAGAGCUAAACCCUAAUGCAGAGGAUCAACUUUAGAAAAUCUUCUAAACGGCCGUUUUCUACCAUACUUCAUAUGUUUUCUGAGAUCUCAUCCUGAAUUAGUUCAGCAUUAACCAUCACAAUAUAUCGUAAUACCACGUCUGGCAACCGAAGGAACAUGUCUCGUUGUCUCUAUUUGUCGAAGUGUAGCGGAUGUUUAUUCAGUAUGAAAAAAAUCAUGAAUUCUGGGACGAACACUCGUAAAGCAUAAAAUUGUGGGAAUUUUUCAAAUUUUCACAUGCGCACAAGCAUUUUUCGUUGACAUUACCCUACUUGGUAUGUCAUGGCGAUGUAGAGAUUUUCGUAUACAUAUUUAUAGAGGGAGUUCUUCAUCCACAAAGUGACGAUGUACAAGCUCUAGAACCUGACACAAAACCCAUAUUGUGCGCAUGAUUUUAUAACUCAAGUCUCCUGUUUUUGUUUUCAAGAGGUUUCAAUAAUAAUUGAUUUUCAAUGUAAUUUUCAAGUGUGCUAUCCAUACUGAUGUUGAUGUAAAUAAUAAGUUAUUGUCUUAAGUUUGUUUUGACUAUUUAUACAGAUGUUAUUUCACUAGGCACCGUCACUUAGUUUUGGUUAGCAACACUAGACUAUGUUAGUUAUUAAUAUAUGAAAAACUAAGUUAUGCCAUACAAAUGCUUUCUUUCAUACAAAAAUAAAGUAUUUCAUGGGUGUCACGUGCAGUGUUCAUUCUAAAUCAGACGUACCUGAAUGAAACUUACUUUUCACAAACUAAUAAGUGUCUGUAAACACCCAAAAAAUAGUUUUUUUUUUUGUAGAACUAUCCAUUUUAAACACUGAAUAUUGUUGUUCUUCGUUUCACUCCACUAGAAGUUUAUAAUUCACAUUUAUAUUUGCCUAAAUAAGCUGUAAUAUUUCCAUUUCUAAACCAACAAAUGACAAAAUUAUGGCAUUUUAGAUAAAUAUUGUAAUUACUGAUAAAUAACAGUAAGUCAUUUCUAUGAAGAAAUCAAUAUUUGGUAUUGUAAAAUUUAUAAACCUAAAUUUAAUUUGAUCUUCCGUACAACUAAAAGACAGUUUGUGAAUCACAAGAUUUGUGAUUUGUUGACCUAGGUGCCUCGUGAUAUUUUGUUCAUGCGCACAAGAUGUUUUUGUGUCAGAUUCUAGACGCUAUCUGGAGUCAAUCGGACGUAUCAAUCGAGCUUUUCCAUCGUACAUGGUAAAAACACACUCGGAUAUAAUUAGAAACCAAGUUUGGUAUACUUUGGGUCACGUGACCCAAAUGUCAAACUCAAAGCUAAAGCAACUUAGGUGACUAACAAUAACAGAGUGCAAGUGUCCGAAGUUAAAGCUACAAUGAGCACUAGUGUUUUUGGAUUGAAACACAUACACAAAUAAAAUUACAUCUAGUUAAUGAAAUAAACAAUAAUAAGUUUCUAUAAUAACCAAAAAAUAGCAGUAGUAUUAUCUAAAAUAUAUCGCUUUACACGCAUAAUUCACGAGAAUUGUCACACACGCCAAAAGAUGGUUGUCUACAUUUGAACAAGCGAGUAUUUUCGCAAAGAGUUUGAAUUUAUUGGUUAUUUUCAGUUUUCAUGACAAAAAAUUUUUUAGUUGGUGCAACAUGAUUACGGUAUAACAAGUUUAUUUAAACGGGUGAAAAGUGUAGCAUUUACACAACUUACCGAGUCUAUUUUUCAGCGUUAUAAUACAUAUUAUUCGCCGCAGACGACACAUCAAAAGCGAUGUUUAUUGCUACUGUUACUCCCGAGAGUGUUUUUAUAGAUAGAACGGAAAAGCCCGAAAGAUGUUCCGAUUAGAUAUCCAGUAAGAUUUAGCGUCAUCUGAUGGACGUUUUGAUCGGAACAUUAUUUAAGUAAGAUAUAAAUAAUUAAAACAAAAGUACUUCAAACUUCUGUGAUGUUAAAUGAGUUAAUUUUGGUGCUUAAAAUUUGUAGUGCCUCAUUGAUUUUUUUUUAUUAUUACCUAUGAUAUACAUAUAUUAUAAUCUACAAAUAUAUAGUACAUAUCGAAGAAAAUACUCACGUAUGUUGAUAGUUCAUAAAUCGAUGAGUGAAUUUAUUAUCUUAUUUAAAGUUCACUCUGUUUAAGAACAGAAAAAAAA
This is a messenger RNA of Limulus polyphemus (Atlantic horseshoe crab), 5418 nucleotides long. RefSeq lists its product as uncharacterized. Gene Ontology annotation, cellular component: membrane. The annotation marks the transcript as partial. Gene Ontology annotation, biological process: proton transmembrane transport. Gene Ontology annotation, molecular function: proton channel activity. The record is from RefSeq and is a predicted model, not a curated record. The transcript is spliced from 5 exons. NCBI's taxonomy places the organism in Eukaryota, Metazoa, Arthropoda, Merostomata, Xiphosura, Limulidae.